Ceraceosorus guamensis is the source of this 2579-nucleotide messenger RNA. RefSeq names its product RabGAP/TBC. The transcript has 8 exons. The record is from RefSeq and is a predicted model, not a curated record. The coding region runs from base 145 to 2367 and encodes 740 amino acids. Gene Ontology annotation, molecular function: GTPase activator activity. Gene Ontology annotation, cellular component: Golgi apparatus. Lineage: Eukaryota; Fungi; Basidiomycota; Exobasidiomycetes; Ceraceosorales; Ceraceosoraceae. Gene Ontology annotation, biological process: activation of GTPase activity.
GGGUCUUGGAGCUUGCGUGCUCUCGAUCUCGCUUCUUCGCUUUGGACUUUCACUUGACACAUCUUUUGCGCAUUCGAGAUUGGCCCAUCACGCACGCACGCACGCACGCACGCACACGCACGCACGCGUGUCGCGCUCUCAGCCAUGUCAAAGACCAACGCUCGUUCAGCAUGGCCGCCUUCUAGCAGCAGCAGCAGCAAUGUUUCUAGUCGAUCCUACUCCGAAACGCGAGGGCGAGAGGGGAGAGGCGGAGGCUCGUGGGAAGAUGAUGCGUGGGGAAUAGACUCGGACGACGAAGAUUUCGUGUCGAGAGAGGCGAGAGGCAGAGGGACGAGAACGGCGGAGACGAAACCUCGAAUCGAUAGUGGGCAGCAGCAACGCGAUAAAGGCGAGGAAGAUACGUCGAGCCCAACGCGGCCGACGACGACGGGCAAACACGCACCUCCCGCAAGACCCCACCCUUUCCCCAUCCCUACCGGAAGCAAGGGACCAGGCGGCGGAUCGUUCCAGUCGGCGGCAGGCAUGAAUAGCUUCAGGAGUGCAAAUGGACGAGCUUCGAACGCAUCUACAUCCACACCAGUCGGUGCUCAACCAAGCAGCGUGGGAAGCUGGACCGUGGUGGACCCUUCCCGAGUGGGAUCGCAUGAGCGAAGCUCACCUGUGGAUGAGGCAGAAGUCCGGAGCAGCAGCAGAACUGGUUCGACCAAUGGUCUCGACUCGCGAUCUUCUUCUCAUUCGCCAAUUGAUCGGACGGGCGACCGGAGUCUCGCGGGAUCGCCCCCAACAGAUGUCGGCUCGAGUGCAGCCGCUGCCAUUCAUAGAGCGGCUACGGCCAACGGCACUGGCUCGAGAGGUCAGGAUUUGUCGCCGGAGAGGGCGAAGCACAGGAGGGACAGCGAGGCAAGCAGUAGCGGAGCAGGUGGUAUGCACGCGCACGGCAGAGGAAAGAGAGCCAAUGCAAAGGAGAGGGAAGAGAUGCAGAAAUGUCUUCGAGGAGACGUGGAGAAUGUCAUGACGGACCCGACAGCGCUGCUGGCUGGACUCUCUCUGGACUGGGCCAAGCAUCCGCCCUUGUCCUUUGCGACGCAGCCCAGCACACCGAGCACUGCGCGACCACCCACCUUUGCGGCCGCAAGCAGCGGAAUACUUCCAGAGACGGCUCUGGCAGGUCCGAGUUUCACGUCUGCCGCACCUUUGGCAUCACCAGCUGCUGGAGCCUCUCGCAGAAGACAGCAGGUGGACGUGGUCAGUAUGGGCGGUGAUGGUCUCUUUGCUUCUGGUGGCUUUGGAGCUUCCCAGACGGAUCUCCCGAGCGCGGAAGAAGACGCUCAAGCGUCCGCAGCUGUUGCUCUGUCCGAGGAGAAGCAGAGCCUUGCUAGAGCAAAUAGCCAUCGGACGGUGCGACGGAGAGAGCGCUUCGUGCGUUGCUUGGCGAGCGAGACCGUGCCCAUGGAUGAGCUGCGCGCGCUUGCAUGGCAAGGCGUGCCGGAGGAGCUGAGACCCAUGGUAUGGCAGCUCUUGUUGGGCUACUUGCCGCCAGCGAAAGCGCACCGCGCAUCCGUGUUGGCUCGAAAGAGGUCAGAGUAUGCUCAAGGUACAAAGCUCGCUUUUCAAAGAGGCAACGAGGGACUGGACGCGGCAAUCUGGCACCAGAUACGCAUCGAUGUGCCCCGCACGAACCCGGGCAUCAGCCUCUGGCAGCGAGAGGCGACGCAGAGGGCACUCGAGAGAAUCCUCUACGUUUGGGCCAUUCGACAUCCAGCAAGUGGCUACGUGCAAGGCAUCAAUGAUUUGGCGACUCCCUUCUUUGAGGUCUUCUUGAGCGCUUACAUCUCCGGUGACCCGGAGAGCUACGACGUUUCCAUGCUGCCCGAAGCUGCAUUGGAAGCGUUGGAGGCGGACACGUUUUGGUGUCUAUCCAAGCUUCUCGAUGGCAUUCAGGAUAAUUACAUCUUUGCUCAACCUGGCAUACAGAGACAAGUCCGUCGGAUGGCAGCUCUCGUGGCGAGAAUCGAUCCGCCACUGCAUGCGCACCUCGAGGAGCAGGGUGUAGAGUACAUGCAGUUUGCAUUUAGGUGGAUGAAUUGCUUGCUGAUGCGAGAGAUGAGCGUUCGGAACAUCGUCCGAAUGUGGGACACGUAUCUGGCGGAAGGGCCGGACGCAUUCUCCGAAUUCCACCUCUACGUGUGCAGCGUCUUUUUGAGCAAGUGGAGCUCGGAGCUGCUCAAGAUGGAUUUCCAAGGCAUCAUCAUGUUCCUCCAAAGCUUGCCUACGGGUGAUUGGAGCGACAGGGAUGCCGAGAUGCUCCUGAGCGACGCCUUUGUGAAGAAGAGCCUGUUUGGCGGCACGGGCCACCUUGUAAAGUAGUGCCUACAACCAACUUGGCGUCAAUUCAUCGCCCGCGGUGUUCAUAGCACAAAAGGGGGUUGCCGAGCGACGCUCUUGGCGAGGAGCACCUCUCCCCGCCCCGGUCCUUUUACGCGCGACUGUCCUUGUAUAGCGAUGCUCGAGGUGGGAGCACAAACGCAGGAACCGCAGACCGUAGCUGAUGCGAAUGCGAAUGCAACACAUUCCGUGCG